Messenger RNA from Dreissena polymorpha, 2878 nucleotides. RefSeq lists its product as uncharacterized. Gene Ontology annotation, molecular function: DNA binding. NCBI's taxonomy places the organism in Eukaryota, Metazoa, Mollusca, Bivalvia, Myida, Dreissenidae. Bases 904 to 2073 code for a protein of 389 amino acids. Gene Ontology annotation, biological process: DNA recombination; DNA integration. The transcript has 3 exons. The record is from RefSeq and is a predicted model, not a curated record.
UUUAUCUUUAGCGUUAAGUUUUGCUUUGAAAGCUUUUUAAUUGUAUUAUUUCAUGUAAGAAAGCUAUGACGCAUGAGACGAUAUGAUUUCAUAAAAUACUGGUUUCCUUUGAAUAACGUUUUCUGUUAUAGUAAGAUAAAUAUUUUUAUCCCACUUUUACACCGAAAUCGGUUGAUUAAAGCCCCGUUGAUUAAAUUUCAUCUAUAAUCAACGGCAAGGCUAUAAUCAAUGGCACGAAAUGACGUCAUCAACUGCCGAACCGGGACUACUUUUUCCCACGCACCUCGUCGCCUGUAUUUGCCAAGUGCAUCAAUAAUAAAAACAAUCUCAAAUGUUUGUCAAUCUUAAUGACCUUAAAACAAAUAAAAGCAGCAAAAAACCGUGUUUUUUGUCAUUUAUUUUUAUUAAAACCUCUAGUAUUAUGUAAAUGUAACACUAUGUUGCAAAUAGGUUCUGUUGUUGUUGCUCCCCUUUGAAGAAGUCAGUUCGAGUUGCUCCCCUUUGACUAUAGAACACAAUCGUCUGCGAAAUCGUAAACCCCUCAAAAUGUCUGACGAAUUUGACAAAGUCAAUUUCUCAUAAACUUGGGAUGAAUUAAAUAAUGAACAUGAGCAACAAACAACUGAAGUGGAAUUAACACUAAGCCAGUUCCAGGAACAAUAUGGGUUUGAUCCAUCUAUUUUGUUCACAAAUGAAAUUGAAUUGACCAUUGAGAAUGAAACCAGCCCCAGUAGUAACGCACCAUCCAGUAGCAAUGUCUUCCCUCCAACUUUAGAUCUGCAUGAGAAUAAAGAGUUCUUAGAUGUUAACCUCACUGAUGUUGGUGAUUUCAUUGUCCAAAAUGAAAAUAAAAAGACUGUAUCGAAGACCUUGUCUGACAUAAACAAAUUUAAAAGGUUUCUUAUGUCAAAAGCUGAAUCAAAAGAAAUCCACCACAUAGAACCAACUCUUCUUGAUGAGUAUUUGGCCACUUUCCUGUUGUCCCUUAAAAAGUCAAAUGGCACAGAUUUUGAACCAAGCUCCCUCCGUGGCAUCAUUGCUAGUGUUGACAGGUACAUGAAACGACAUCGCUAUGGAUGUUCAGUCAUGACAGGGACUGGAGCCCAAUUUGCACUCCCAAGGGAUACCUACAAUGCAAAGAAAAAAAGUCUUAAGAAACAGGGUUUGGGAAACCGUCCUAGGGAGGCCCAUCCGCUGAGUGAUACCGACAUCGAUCUGCUCUGGGAGAAGGGGAUCCUUGGCACGGAGUCUCCGAAAGCCUUGUUAAAUACAGUCUGGUUGAACAACUGCCUUCAUUUUGGCUUGCGAGGUACAACGGAGCAAUACAAUUUGCGGUGGGGAGACGUCCGCCUCCGUGUAGACUCGAAUGGUGUCGAGUAUCUCGAGUUAAACGAGCGGCAAACGAAAACGCGCACAGGAGAGAACAUCGCUGACAUAAGAAAAGUGUCUCCCAAGAUGUUCGGCACUUCUGGACCAAGAAAUCCCGUGUUAAUUUACAAGCUGUACUCGAAUAUGCGUCCAUCUGAUUUUUCUUCAGAUCAGCCUCCUUUCUACCUGGCAACACGCACAAUUGACACUGCAUCCCAGUGGUUCUUGCGUCAACAAUUGGGUGUCAACAAGAUGGGUCAGCUGCUGAAGGCCAUGGCAAAAGACGCCGGCUUUCCCGAGCACAAGAGAAUAACCAACCACUCAGUUCGCAAAUUCCUGGUCCAAAAACUUCGAAAUGCAAACAUUCCACCCACUGAAAUCAUGGCCAUAACAGGGCACAAAAAUGUCCAGUCCAUAACCAAUUAUUCCACCAUAUCUGUUGAACAGCAGCAAAAGUGUUCCAACAUUCUUGCUCAGUCCAGUAAAUGUAACAAACAAACAGCUUCCUCUUGUUUACCUUCAUGCACUGAAACUAUGGUCGAAAUGCAGCCUACACAACCACUGUCUACCGUUGAACAAGUUGAUCUUGAUUUUCGUCCCACCCAGUCACUUCACCAGCAAAUGUCUUUCUCUCGUUCGAACAACUUUGCCUCACAAUUGUUUGGUGCCACUUUCCACAUUCAAAAUUUUAAUGUGAAUAAUUAGAUUAAAUCCAAGUUGUUAUUGUUAUUUCGUCACGAAAUAACCACAUAUUACAACAAAGAAGCAAAUGUUUUGCACCUCGUGUUCUAGUUGAUAGUUUGAACAUCGAAAGUGAAUUGUGUGUGGUGUUAGGCUACGUUGUAUACAAAUGUAGUUUCAUUGUAUUUAACAACUAAAUGUUAUAUUAAUGUUAUAAAACUUUUAGAUUUGCAAUUCAAUAUGAAUAAAAUUGUUAUUAGUAACGCACGAUUCUUUGUCACAGAACGAUAUUCUGAUUAUUUUAAAUGACAAUUUGAUCAGCGGUUAUUUUUGGAACGCGGAGUAAUACACUGAUCUUGGUUACACUACAGUCAUUAUCAAAGUACGACAAACACUCAUGAAAACUAAUUUUGUUAAAAUAAAAAGGUUUACUGAAUAAAAAAGUGGGAUAAAUAGAAUAAUAGGUUAGUGUUGAUUAUAGAUCAGGUUUAUCAUGCUCGGCACGAAAACGAAAAAGCACUCGCCAAGGCUCGUGCUUUUUGUUUUCUAAGCCUCGCAUGAUAAACCUGAUCUAUAAUCAACACUAACCUAUUAUUCUCUAUGUAAAGGCUAAAAAAACAAAAAUAAACAUGGUAUGUAGUCGGUAUGUUAACAUUAAUUACAUUAGUGCAAAUAGAUAACGCAUGAAAAACGUUAUUUUCCGCUAAAAAGCACAGUUUAUAAUUUAAUUGUUAUUCUUUCCAGUGAAUAAAUAACGCUUUAUCCCAUAGAUAGCAAGCAAGUAUCCGCUGCGUACACAUGAUCUUCAAUAACACAGGUACACAUCAUG